Molecule: messenger RNA, 1960 nt
Organism: Trichechus manatus latirostris (Florida manatee)
Lineage: Eukaryota; Metazoa; Chordata; Mammalia; Sirenia; Trichechidae
Gene: SLC3A2
Product: solute carrier family 3 member 2
Exons: 10
Coding region: 165-1889 (574 amino acids)
Biological process (GO): L-leucine import across plasma membrane; carbohydrate metabolic process; phenylalanine transport
Cellular component (GO): apical plasma membrane; basolateral plasma membrane
Molecular function (GO): aromatic amino acid transmembrane transporter activity; L-leucine transmembrane transporter activity; L-alanine transmembrane transporter activity
Source: RefSeq, a predicted model, not a curated record
GCGGCGGCGCCAGCCCACGCCCAUUCCUAGAAUGACUGGAAUGUGAGGGUUCCUCGAUCCUGGACUGAAGCUCAUCCUGGGUCCCAUCCACCUGUCUCCCACACCCAGUCCUGAGGUCCCCUUUCCGCCACAUAUCCUUGGACCCUUGUGGAGAGUCUGCCUGCAUGGAUCCCGAACCUCCUGAGCCCUCGGCCGGCGUCGUCGCGGCUCCAUGCCCGUCCCCCGGCCCGCAUUCUGGGCCUCCUGACCAGUGUCCUAGCGCAGGGGGCGACUCAGGUUCCGCAGGCACCAUGAGCCAAGACACCGAGGUGGACAUGAAAGAGGUGGAGCUGAACGAGCUGGAGCCUGAGAAGCAGCCGAUGAACGCGGCGUCGGGGGCGACCGUGGCCGCGGCUAGCGACGCCGAGAAGAACGGUCUAGUGAAGAUUAAGGUGCCUGACAACGAGGCGGAGGAGGCCAAGUUCACCGGCUUGUCUAAGGAGGAGCUGCUAAAGGUGGCGGGCAGCCCCAGCUGGGUGCGCACCCGCUGGGUGCUGCUGGUGCUCUUCUGGCUCGGCUGGCUGGGCAUGCUGGCGGGUGCCGUGGUCAUCAUUGUGCAGGCACCACGCUGCCGCCAGUUGCCCACGCAGAGAUGGUGGCAGAAGGGCGCCCUCUACCGCAUCGGCGACAUUCAGGCCUUCCAGGCCCAGGAGGCGGGCAAACUAACCGGCCUGACUGAGUAUCUGGAUUAUGUGAGCACCUUGAAGGUGAAGGGCAUUGUGCUGGGCCCAGUUCACAACAACCAGAAGGAUGAUCUGGCUGAGACCAACUUACAGCAGAUUGACCCUGCUUUUGGCUCCAACAAAGAUUUUGAAAGUCUCCUGCAGUCGGCCAAAAAAAAGAGCAUCCGGGUCAUUCUGGACCUCACUCCCAACUACAGGGGCCAGAACUCAUGGUUCCUCCCCACUCAGGUUGACACUGUGGACACGCAGAUGCAGGCUGCUCUGAAGUUUUGGUUGGAGGCUGGUGUGGAUGGGUUCCAGGUUCGCUACGUGGAGAAUCUGACAAAUGCGUCCACGUACUUGGCUAAGUGGCAGAACAUUACCCAGAACUUCAGUGAAGACAGGCUCUUGAUUGCAGGGACUGACUCCUCCGACCUUCAGCAGAUCCUGAAGCUGCUCAACUCUACCGAGGACCUGUUGUUGACUAGCCCAUACUUGUCAAGCGCUGGCUUUACUAAGGAGCAUGCAAAACCCCUAGUCACCGAGUAUUUGAAUGCUGCUGGCAAUCACUGGUGCAGCUGGAGUUUGUCUCAGGCUGGUCUCCUGACUUCCUUUGUGCCAGCUUCCCUUCUCCGACUCUACCAGCUGCUGCUCUUCACCCUGCCGGGGACCCCCAUUUUCAGCUAUGGGGAUGAGAUUGGCCUGGAGGCGGCUGCCCUUCCGGGACAGCCUGCAGAGGCCCCGGUCAUGCUGUGGAAUGAAUCCAGCUUCCUCAGCACCUCCAGACCGAGUUCUGGAUCAGUAAGCGCCAACAUGACUGUGAAGGGCCAAGAUGGAAUCCCUGGUUCCCUCCUCUCCCUGUUCCGGCAGCUGAGUGGCCUGCGGAGCAAGGAGCGUGCCCUGCUGCACGGGGACUUCCAUGCACUCUCCUCAGGGACUGGCCUUUUCUCCUACGUCCGCCAGUGGGACCAGAACAACCGGUUCCUGGUAGUGCUCAACUUUGGGAACGUGCGUGUCCCGGCCACAUUGGAGGCUGACAGCCUGCCUAGCAGUGCCAGCCUGCCAGCCAAGGCUGAACUCCUGCUCAGCACUGAGCCGGGCCGGAAGGAGGGCGUCUCCCUUGAGCUGCAACAACUGAACCUGGAGCCCAAUGAAGGGCUGCUGUUCAGUUUCCCCUCCGUGGCCUGACCCCCAGCCUGAUCGGGACCCCUUUCUCUUUCCUUCCCAAGCCCUUUUUUUUUAUUGUUACAGAUGUUAGG